CUCGUUCGAAAGUACGCACAUUCUCAGAGCAGCUCGAUUAUUAACAGUGUUGCUCCAUGCCUGUGAGUUUCAUGGAAAAAUUACCAACAAUUUUAAUAGUUUUUGUGUGAAUGUUGAAAAGUGAGACAAGAAGAAAUCUACAUUAUUCUAUAACUAAACGUUUGAAAGUAAAUUAUCUGAGUAUAUAAACUAAAUCGGUUGAUUGAAAUAACCAAACGUUUUUAUUUAUUUAAAAUUUAACAAUUAACAUUCUAAUAAAUAUGAUACUUGAAAGCUUUACAGAAAUAUAUUUUCUUUAUACUUGUUAAUUACUAUACAAUAAAAAACUUGUUCCGUAAAAAUUGAAAAGAGUAUUAUGCGGUUUUUAAUUUUCCUGCAUUUUCGAUGUUUAUUUUGAUACCAAACCCGGGCCAGCAACACUCGUUUUGCUCAUGCUGCAAAUGUUGAGACAGGUAUCAAAACGAAGAUGAAAAUAUGACUUGAUUUGGAUGUGAUGAGAGAAAGAAAGAAAAUCUGAAACUUGGCGAGUGAUCGAGAAAAGCGCUGAGCGAGGAGCAAAAGUUAGGCAUAGGUUUUCAUCUGGAAGGCAGUAGUGUGUUGUUUUUAGUUAUAAAUAUAUUAUUAAGCGUACUUUCGACUAGGUAUAACGAAAAAUAGUAUGCAUAAUAUGGGCAGUAACUUGAAGGUCGUGAAAUGCACGUGAUGAUGCCCGAGGCGAAGCUUCCGUAUCAUCACGCGCAGUGCAGGAACCUCAAGCUUUCGGCCCUCGUAGUGCAAUAUGUACAUUUGUAGAGAACGAUCGAUAAGUCAUCAUUUUGUUUUGAAGGACAAUGAAAAUGAUAGAUUUGAAACUGUACUCCGGUGCGAACAGAAGCCAUUCGACCAACGAAAAUCAACAUUUCACACGAUGAACAUCACUUUUGCCGAUCUUAGUUAUUCUGUCCGAACUAGUGUGUUUACUAAAGAAAGAAAGCAGUUAUUAUCGAAUGUCUGUGGCGAUUUUCGGUCUGGUGAACUUACCGCUAUAAUGGGUCCUUCGGGUGCUGGGAAAUCCACGUUAAUGGAUAUUUUGGCUGGAAUUACGACAUUGAAUGUUACUGGUAGCAUCCAAGUCAACGGUAUCGAGCGAGAUGUAGCAACGUUUCGUCGUUCUUCCGCGUACAUUAUGCAGGACGACAAUUUACAAGUGCUACUCUCUGUUCAGGAGGCUAUGGAUAUUGCUGCUGAUCUCAAGCUUGAUAUUUCAACACAUGAUAAACAACGAGUGAUAAAUGGAAUACUCAAAGAACUAGGAUUAGACGUAGCUCGACAAACCUUAACGAAAUGCCUGAGCGGUGGUCAAAGAAAAAGAUUAUCUAUAGCUUUAGAAUUGAUAAGUAACCCACCAAUAAUGUUCCUAGAUGAACCCACCAGUGGUCUAGAUAGCGUAACGUCCCAUCAGUGCUUUGAACUGAUGAAGUCGUUGGCACGCCAAGGUCGUACGAUAGUAUGCACCGUUCAUCAGCCGAGUGCUAUGAUUUUUGAAAUGAUCGACCAUCUGUACGUCAUUGCUCAAGGUCAUUGCGUUUACGCAGGUAGUCCUGCAAAUGUUGUCAUUUACUUGAAAGGUCUUGGGCUUCGUUGUCCUACUUAUCACAAUCCAGCUGAUUACCUUCUGGAAGUAACAAGUGGCGAGCACGGCGACCACCUGACGCAAUUGGCGAACACGUCGGCGAAUGGUAAACGUCACGAGUGGCGAAAAUAUUCCGUGAUGUCUAUCGACCACAAAUAUGGAAGCACGAUAAGUAACGCCAUAGGCUCGUGGCGCCAAAUAAGCACUCUGAUGAGAUGUAACGCGACGAAGCUUAGCAGAGACAAGAUUCUCACGUAUGCUCGACUGAGCAUAAGCUUCUUUGUCGCUUUACUCACUGGGACAGCGUGUUACGGCCAGGGAAAAGACGCAGCUAACGUACUGUACAAUAUAGGUUUGCUGUCGUUCACCGAGCAAUUCCUCAUGUUCCUGUCGAUGAAUAAUUCUCUCAUAUUUUUUUCGUUAGAAUUGCCGACGUUGAGACGUGAAUACUUCAAUCGAUGGUACACGUUGCACUCGUAUUUCCUGGCCAAUAGACUCGCUGAUCUGCCAAUUGAAUUGAUCGCCAUUACCAGUUACUCGGUCGUCAUAUACUUUUUAAGUGGGCAACCACACGAUUCCACAAGAUUGGGGAUGUUUCUACUGUCGUUGGUGCUUGUAUGUUUAGUAUCUCAGGCGAUUGGCCUUUUAAUCGGAGCUUGUUUUACUGUCAGGACAGCGGCAAUCUUAGGACCUAUAGCGGUAGUUCCAGCGAUGUUGCUCAGCGGAUUUUUCGUGCAGCCACAAGACGUACAGCGACCACUCAAAUGGCUGUUUGAUUUGUCUUUUUGUAAAUAUGCUCGUGACGGAUUGAUCUACGCUAUGUACGGGUUGGAUAGACCGAGGAUGGCCUGUAGCGAAACCGAAUACUGUCAUUUUUCUUCGCCCAAGGUUGUACUCAAAGCAUUUGAUGCGACCCACGUGAAUUAUUGGUUCUCCAUGUCGGUUAUGUGUGGAUUCUACGUUGUCUUGAACGCAAUGGCUUACUUUGCAUUGAGAUUGCGGUUGAAGAUUCAAUUUCAGUGAAAGAUAUAUAUUUCAUUAAUGUUGUACAUACUUAAUUAGCAAGAUUAUACAAGUUUUUUCUGUAAAACGUAUUUGCAUGUCGUGUGGUUGGCAAGUAAAAAAAAUAAAGUUCAAUUUUACAUUGAAUGCGCUGUGUUGAUUAAUUAUUUGAUCGUUCUUUCCAAUCUAUAUAAUUUUUAUGUGAUCGUUAAUGAAUGGCAAUCAAGCGUAGUUCGCAUAAUCGUUUUUACUACAUUAAUUAUUUCAAUAGGAGAAUUCUGAAUGACAAUUUGAAUAUUUUUAGCUUCCAAAUGCAAAUUUUAAUACAAGUGUCAACAACGUUUUUAUCACGAUUCAUUGCGAGCAGAAAAUUUAUUAAUCAUUCCUCACAAGAUUAUCGAUGAUGCAUCAGCGCCUUUCAAUAUACGUCAUAAUAUUCUGUUUUUUCCAUACAGCCAUUUACGUUUUUGCCGGAUACUAAUAAUUUCAGUAUCGCGCGUGGUAUUUAUCGUGUUUGGCCGUAGAUAAUGUUGUCCCCGUGUGGUGUUUAUGUGCGAAAUAUUUGGAAUUUUUUACUGCUUAUGUGAUACCAUGCUAUUUUAUAAUAAACCAAGCUUUUAAUAAAAGGAAUCUCACUUUCACCAAUUUACUUGAAAUUAUUUUCUCAAGAUAAAAAGAAUUUAUUAUCAAAAAUUUCUGGAAACUUUCGACCAGGGGAACUCACUGGGAUCAUGAUAAAAAUUUCAUUAAAAGGAUUGAAUUUGAAAUUUCUUCGAAAAACCACAGCUCAAAAAAAAAUCAGCUUGUCAUUCUGUAAAUAUGGCUUCGAAGAGAUUAUAGAUAGCAUUUACGGAUAAAUAAUUAAUAAACCGUU
Phymastichus coffea is the source of this 3488-nucleotide messenger RNA. Its product is annotated as ATP-binding cassette sub-family G member 1-like. Lineage: Eukaryota; Metazoa; Arthropoda; Insecta; Hymenoptera; Eulophidae. Gene Ontology annotation, cellular component: plasma membrane. The record is from RefSeq and is a predicted model, not a curated record. Gene Ontology annotation, molecular function: ABC-type transporter activity; ATP hydrolysis activity; ATP binding. The transcript is spliced from 13 exons. The coding region runs from base 779 to 2635 and encodes 618 amino acids.